AUGUUCCAUGUCCACCAUGUCCACCAUUGGGUGCUUCCUUACUUUGUGGGGAAGCGAGGCGUUGAAGAAAAACCGCGAGGAUCAGGGCCGCUGCCACCAUUGCUGUCCUCGGAGUGCAACAACUUCUGUCAGUACUGUGGGUCGUCGCGAGAGGAUGGCACCGAAAAGCGGCUGCAGCGGGACUUGGAAGAGGCUUUGGCCACUGCCAGGAAGGCACAGGAGGAAGAGAUGCAAAGCCAGCAGCUGCUGAGCCACUGGCAGGCGCGCGCCAGUGCUGCAGAAGAGGCGACGAAGGCGGCGGAAGCAGCAGAGACGGCGCAGCUGAAGCUGCAAUGUCAGUUGGAGGUGGAAGUUGCUUUACGCAACAAAGAUUUGGAACACGCCCAGGAGAUACACCAGCUGAAGGAUGAGAUGCAUCAGGCGGAACUAGGGCAUCAAGCGGACGUCUUCGCGUUGCGGCAUCGCAACGGAAUGCUGACGGAGCAAGAGGAGUGGCAGCAGAUGGAGAUCAUGCUGCUUAGAUCGCAGCGGCUGCAAAGUGAAAAGGCACAAGAACAACAAGUUCAGGACCUGCAGAGCUCCAUCGAGUGGGAACGCCUCAGUGCUGAGCUGCGCUGCCGUCAGCUGGACUCGCAGCUCAGCAGGGAACGAAGCGAGGCCUCGAAGAACCAGGAGUUGGGUGCCCGUUUGGCGGGCCGCGACUUGGAGGUCUGUGCGCUGGAGACACUGCUGGCGUCGGCCUCAAAGAAGGAUGCGCAGGAGGAGCGAACGGCGGAGGCGUUGAGGACGGCGCAGGAGGAAGCGAAGAAACUGGCGGCCGAACUGGCUUUGAAGUCCGAAAUGCUCCAAAAGGAGGAGGCGGGCACUUCGCUGCACUUGGCGGAGAUGGCUCAGCAAAGUGAAGAGAUUCUGGCGAGCCGCGGCCGGGAAGAGCAACUGCGGCAGCGUGUGGCGCGCUUGGAAAGUGAGUUGGAAGAAGCUCUGGCCGCAGCGCGCGCCAAAGCGUCGGCGCCAGAACCAGAACCAGUCGCGGAGCCCGCGCAAAAGGUCUCUGACUACAUCUCCACUGUAGAUGAUGAGUUGGACAAGUGCUUGGAGAAGGAAAUCAUGGAGCUUGGGCCUGGCGUUCUGAAAGGCAACAAACUGGAAAGAACGGGCCCCAAGAGGUACAAGAUAGGUGAUCAAAAGAUCUUCAUGCAACUCUCUGAGGGCCGCGUCACGGUACGUGUGGGUGGUGCUUACAUCCCGCUGCAGCCGUGGACCAAGGAGCUAACGGCCGCGGGCGAACAAGGCAAUGACGAUCCCUUCAGCGCCUUAGAUGCUCAGUCUCCCUUCGCCGCGGUUUGCUCCAGGAAUUGCAGUAAAUCUCACAUCACCAACAUGAAGGUGGAUAGGUGUGAAAGCCUCCUGGCCCUGAUUGCUCAUCAUUUUGAACCGGAGGUCACGAUUCCUCAGUACACUGUUUUUCUGCGCCAGUGGAAAGGAGAUGUGGAUCUCUUGAACGAACCUUUCAACGAAGCCACGACACUGACGCAUAUUGCAGGUUCAGUGUCUGGCCGUGACCUGUUAGAUCUACGGCAGGAAUUUACCAAAGAGAUGCAGGAACAAGUCAAAGCUCUCCACGACGUGCAAUCCGUUCUGCUCCGCUUUGAGGCUGUGAUGGAAAGCGUGGCACAUGGCCUUGCAUCUCAACGGAAUCUGCUGGAAGGUGUCGGGCUCAACGCUCACGCUGGAAACGGACGCUCCAGGAAAUCUUCUCUGGAUUCCGUGAUGGAGGGCGAAGACACCUGGAAAUCCAAAGCCAACCUGUCCGAGGGCGACGAUGAAGUGUGGGCUCCGGAGGCUCCAUCGGCGCCGCAGUCCCAGCCACCCUCGUUGCCCAGCAUGGUCAAGGAGGAGAGCAAGGAAGGUAGUAAGGAGGAUUGCAGUCCUCACAGCAUUUUGCAGAACGUCUCUCUGAGUGUGCUAUCGCAAUUUGGAACAGGCACAGCGGAAUCGACGUUGCUGGAAGCAGGCAACCACGGGGGCACGCUGUUGUCAGUGACUCCACAAGGUGUCGGUGUAUCUCGUCAGAUCUCUGAACGUCGGAGAAGUGACCCGUGCUUGAGUCGGAGCAGAAAGCCGGAGUUCAUGGUGGCCAGGUUGUCAAACCACAGUGAGUGCCAUAGCAAGUCCUCGGGCAUCCAAUCUCGUGGCCUUAUUGGCAUGACUGAAGAAAUCGAAGGAAUUACGGCCUGUCGCAUCAUGAGGAAUGGGGGCAAAACCAAAAGUGGAGGGCGACAAGGCUCACGCUCCGGGUCGGCUACAUCCAAAAAACCUGAGACCAAUAAUCCGGAGGAGUCGGCACCCGCGUCGCCAAAGAAGCACCUCACGGUGGAUGUGACGGGCUUUGGUCGAAGAAUGUCGAUGGACGAGCUGCGCACCAAGUGCGAUGAGGUCUUGGUCCGCUCCAGUACGCAGGCCAAGUUUGUCUCGUGCGACCAAUUGAGCGCAGGACCGAAGACGGCGCUCUCACCUGCAGCUCGGGCAAUCCUGUGCUUCAGUGGAAUUCUGGACUUCAGGUUAGGAAGGUUUUGGCAGACAGUCUCCUGGUUCAAUUUUGCGGUCGUUCCACUGGUCCUAGCCAUCCUGGUGGAGGUUGAAACCAACGUCUUGGGCGAGGAUCAGUACAUGCCCAAUACCAUGAUGGCGUUGACGCUGGGCGGUGUGCUGUCCAUCGGCAACUUGCGCUGGGUGGGCCUUGGAAAUUUGCUAGGACCUGCGGAGCAUUCUUUGGACGACUUUGCAGUGGAGUCAGGCUUCAUGGAGGACUGGCAACUUGUUUCACGCAAGCGUUCUCUGGAAGUGCUCUGCGUCUUGUUCUUCAUGGUCUUAUGUCGCUUGGGAUCCAAUUUGUGUUUCCCAUCUGAUCUGCACUAUGGUCGCAGCAUCACAGGGAGGAUCAGCGACAUCUUGAUGGACGUUGUCUUCCUGUGUGUGAGCUUCCGUUGUGCGGCCCUCACCUUUUGCCAGCUGCACAUUUGCAGUGGGCUGGAGCUGUCAAUUGAUAGCUUCUGCCUGAAGUUUUUCAGGGAAAUGGACAUCGAACAGGCGAUCCAAGAAUGGAACAUGGUCCAGGCGAACCUACGGAAGGUCUCCAAUGAGUGCAGCGGUUCGUUCUUCUUAACCGCUGCCGCAUGUUUUGCCUCGAUGCUUCUAUUGGCGGAACGAAUCCUACAAGAUCCAACCAUCAUGCAGGAUUGGCGGCAAAUUACCCUCUGGCUCGGGUGGCUGUACCCACCUACUCUCUUCUUUUUCUACGCCAUGCUGCGUGCAGCCGCUGUCACAGAGAAGGCCAGUCGUGUGGGGCCAUUAGUCAACUCUUGGAACUUGCAGGAAUCCGAUGAUGCACCGUCGGUGGAUGUCGACCGGCAAUAUGUGGUGCAGUACAUCAAUCAAAGUCAGGCAGGAUUCUUCAUGAAAGGAGUGCGGAUCACCGGUUUUGAAGUGCAAAAGAUGAUGUAUUACUUCGCGGCUUUGACUUUCACGUGUCUGGAUAGCAGCGAUCUUUCUGCGUUCCGGAUGCAGAAUUGGUUUUGCUGGAAAAGAUGA
Cladocopium goreaui is the source of this 3591-nucleotide messenger RNA. NCBI's taxonomy places the organism in Eukaryota, Dinophyceae, Suessiales, Symbiodiniaceae. The record is from the annotation of a GenBank genome assembly.